GCAGAGUGAGGGGAAACGGAGGGAUUCCUUGGAGAAGUGGUGCGUCCUGGGGCCGCAGCUGAUGAAUGAAGACACAGUGCCCCUGGAGCUGAAAGGGGCCAGAGAGGGGCCGGCAUGGGCCCCGAGCUGCCUGCACCUUGGCUGCUGCUCUUCAUUUGGCUCCCAGCAGGGUGCCUGUCCUUGCUGGUGACGGUCCAGGACACAGAGCGCUAUGUCACCCUUUUUGCCUCCAUCAUCCUCAAAUGUGACUACACCACCUCUGCCCAGCUCCAGGACGUGGUGGUGACGUGGCGCUUCAAGUCCUUCUGCAAGGACCCCAUCUUAGACUAUUACUCUGCAUCGUACCAGGCAGCUUUAUCCCUGGGCCAGGACCCAUCCAAUGAUUGCAACGACAACCAGCGGGAGGUGCGCAUCGUGGCCCAGAGGCGGGGGCAGAAUGAGCCCGUGCUGGGGGUGGAUUACCGGCAGCGCAAGAUCACCAUCCAGAACCGAGCAGAUCUUGUGAUUAAUGAAGUGAUGUGGUGGGACCAUGGAGUGUAUUAUUGCACCAUUGAGGCUCCAGGGGACACAUCAGGAGACCCAGAUAAGGAGGUGAAGCUCAUUGUCCUACACUGGCUGACGGUGAUCUUCAUCAUUCUGGGAGCCCUCCUCCUCCUCCUGCUGAUUGGAGUGUGCUGGUGCCAGUGCUGCCCUCAGUAUUGCUGCUGCUACAUCCGCUGCCCCUGCUGUCCCACCCGCUGCUGCUGCCCUGAGGAAGCCCUGGCCCGCCACCGCUACAUGAAGCAGGCUCAGGCCCUAGGCCCCCAGAUGAUGGAAAAACCCCUGUACUGGGGGGCGGACAGGAGCUCCCAGUUUUCAUCUUAUCCAAUGCACCCACUGCUGCAGCGAGAUUUGUCCCUGCAAUCCAGCCUCCCACAGAUGCCAAUGACCCAUACCACCGCUCACCCGCCCAUCACCAAUGGUGUCCUAGAGUAUUUGGAGAAAGAGUUGCGGAACCUCAACCUGGCCCAGCCUCCACCCCCUGACCCCAAAGCCAUAUCUGGUCAACCCUUCAGCAUGCUGUCCUCCCUGGGCUCGGAGGUGGUGGAACGCAGAGUCAUCCACCUGCCCCCGCUGAUCAGAGACCUCCCAGCCUCGCAGAGGACCAGCAACUCCUCUUGCCAGCAACGGCUCACCCCGAUUCCCCCUGGACCCUGGGAUCUGAGGGAGAGAAGAAGGCAGCACCACUACUCUGAUUUCCACGCGCAGCUCCGGGACCGGGAGCCUAAGGGCUGGGCGUUGGAGCGAAGGGAGCUGAACCAGCAGCGGAGUGGAAGGUACCGCAGCUCCAGGCUCAGCGGGUCACCCACGCCCUGGUCAGACAGGGACAGCCUCAGCGACGGCCCCUCGUCCAGCGAGGCCCGCUGGCGGCCCAGCCACCCCCCUCUCCGGAGCCGCUACCCGGAGAGACCCCGCAGGCCCAGCCCCCGGGAGGGCGCCCAGAGGCACCGCCGGCGCAGGCACCGCAGCUACUCCCCUCCCCCGCCCUCGGGCCUCAGCUCCUGGAGCUCCGACGACGAGAGGGAGAGGCCGCCGUGGAGCAGGGGGCCCCGCCGCCGCCGCUCGCAGUCCCCAACCUGGCCCGAGGAGAAGCCACCCAGCUACCGCUCACUGGAUGUCACCCCAGGCAAGAAUGGCAGGAAAAAAGGGAGUGUGGAGAGGCGUUCGGUGAGCUUGGGGCAUCCUGCUGAGGGUCGGGCGUGGGCGGAAGGGACCCUUCAGCCGGGCUUGGCCACAGCUGACACAGGCCACCUCCCAUGCCACCGCUGAGGGUAUCUCCUCCCUUUUUUGCACAGCUUGCCCCAUGGGCUUGGUGAGCCCCCUUGUUAGAGCUAGAAGGGACCCAGUGAGGGCGGAGGGCGGGGGAGGGGCUCGGUGCUUGAGGCUGACAAAGGGCCCUGUCAUCCUAGUCCAGUCCUCAUCAGUACCGUGAGGCAGGUCAGGCAGCGUCCCCCCAUUUCACAGAUGAGGAAAUGAGGCUCAGAAUAAUGAAGCACCUUGUGAGUUGUGGAGCUGAGACUUGAACGCCGGCCUUCGCGGCUAAGGCUUUACUUCCUGUCAUAGCUACUUUGCUUUACUUAGCACCCCUAUUUCCAUACCCCAAAUUAGACCACGGCCUGACAGAGGACAUUUGUGCCACUUCUGCGGGCUGCACGUCAGUGUGCAAGGCCCUGUUGUAUUUGAUGAGCCCUCUGAGUCCCCCUGGAAAAGAUCAUUAAACUGAUUAAAAAAAACAAAACCCACCUGAUAUCUCAAAUAUGGGUCAAAACUUUAGGAUUCUGUGAAUAAACAAGGUGCCAGUGGGUGUCAGUCAUAGCUUACCAGCCUAAAAGGGGCACAAAGAGGGGCUUCUAAAUAUAGACCUUUUUUUUUAAGAUGUGACUUUUAAAAGAUCAUGUUAUAAUUAAUAUACCCAAAUGAUGGUAUUCCUUUAACGUUACCAUUUUGCAAAGUUAUGCUGCCAUUGCUCAAAAAUAUUUAUGAACUGCCUUCAGAGGCAACAUACAUGGCUACCCAUGAAAGUCUGUUUCUCUAUUUGACCAAAAUCCUUUUCUGUUUCGCUUCUAUUGAGAUAAAGGGAUAUGUAGUAGGCUCUGAGGGAAGUUCCCAGAAUAGAGGGAUUUUAUAGGAAAAAGAAUUUUAGUCUCUCACAUAUUUUGAAGGAUACAACUCUCAUUAGGAAAUGCAAGUUCUGCUGUGAUUUGUUUAAAAACCAAUCAUAUACAUGGUGUGUGUGCAAAGGAACAGGCAUGUUAUGAGAGACACAGCUCUGGUCUUUCUAGGGAAGAGCAUUGGUGAGAGAGUGAUUUCGAAAAAGGUAGCAAAGGCCCGCAGGCAUUUCUGAAAUAAUCAAUGGCAAUUACAUCGUAUUCUCACCGAUGUCCCGUGAGAGGCAAAGACCAGUAAUAAAGAAAAUUAGUAGUAUCCUUACUAAGUGGUACUGAGCUGAGGACAUUUAUGCAGCCUCUCAUUUAAUCCUUACGACACCCUGUACGGUUUGUACUAUUGUCUUCAUUUUUAUCGUGGAUACAGCUCUUUCUUUUUCCCAAGUAAGAAAAUUACAUCCUGAAAGAAAACACAGAACCAGUCAGACCCAAGACAGCUACUGUUACUUCAGUCAUAUAGUAACUAAACUGCCUCUUAUCUUCAUUUUAACAGAAAAAUGUAAUUUAAAAGCCAGUUUUUGGACCAAAACCCAAACCCUAUUUUCUUCUAAGUUAAAUUUUUUCUUUUAUUUUCUUCUAAGUUAAAUUAUGUGGGUUCUUAUAAGUGAGAGAAGGAUAAAAGGAACACCAAUUAUGUUCCAGACACUGGGGUAAGCCCUUUCGAAGCCUUAUUUCAUUUAAUCCUUGCAACAGCCCUGUGAGGCUCAGAGAGAUUAAGUAACAUGCCCGGAGUCACAUAGCCAAUAGUGAAUGAAGCCAGAAUUUGAACAUAGCCCUCUGACUCUCAAGCCUGUGCCCUUUUCAAUAACUCAUGCUGCCUCAUUAGAAAGAGAGAAGAGAAUUAUGUGGGGCAGUGCUGUUUUCUGGUGACUGUAUUUCUUCCUCGUUUUUGGGAAGUAUCACAGCUUCCUUUAUCAUCAAGCUGUACCCACCAAUAAUUCUACCACAAGGAAACCAAAUUUUCAAUUGUAAAGUUGCUCAUAAGAAGCAAAGAGUGUGCUCAAAAUAAUUUUAAAAGCCUUCAUUGUUUUGGAUCUACCUGAGCUUAUCUCCCAAAGAGUUAUCACUUUACUUUAUCACAUUCAACUGUCUGUUCAUAUUAUGAGGGACCAGAGGCCCAAGACCAAAGCUUGAUUUAGAAUACUAGUUGGUUUGAAGGCCACAGGUGUUUUGUUUGUAACUUGAGUUUUGAAUACCCUUAAUGAAGCAAAGUUCUCCAGGGCCAGAGUCUCGCUCUUCCCUCCUCUCCUUGGUGGGACUGGUGCUUCCCACACACUUUCUUAGCCUCUGAAGUCUAUGGAGCUUGCAGCCCACUUCAGAAGUUAUAAUACAACUGGGCCACUAGAUGGUGAUCUUUGGUUAUGUAUAACAAAGUUUCUGUUUACUCCUAGAGUUGAUAGGGUGUGUCACUAUUUUCUUAAAUCAAGCUUUCAGCAGUUACAGCUUUACCGUAACUUUUUACAAAGUACUUAUUAAAAGUACUUUAUUAAAUAUUCAGAGCAAUGUGAAUUCAUCAAAAAAUCUUUUGGCUCACGUGAACCUUCUGUCAAGAAUAAUGUUUAACAAGUAGAUCAAGGGACAAGGGCUUCCAUGAAGGUGAUCUCAUGGGACCCCGAAAUAGGUAAGAACUUUUCUCGUGCAGUGCCCAUGAGAAAAUGGAAGUGAUGUUGAGGAAUCUCCUAUUAGACUCCAGAACCAGAACUCCAGCUGAGAUCUUCUCACUUCAGGUCUAGUGGUCUUUUCACUCCAUCAAAGGCUACAACCUCAGAAAUAUAAGAAGCUGUAACAUCAAGCUUUAAACUCCAGUGGUUUCAGACUGAGUGGCCCCUGUGUUCCUGGCCUCCUUCAAAUCAAUUAUCUUUCCAAUCUUGCCUUAUCAGAUAGGGCUUCCCAAGGCAUUUCUGGUUUGUUCCAAACUUGGCCUGUACACACCUGUUCUAAUAUAAGAGAAAACUACAUCCUUUCCUCUCCAAGUUAAACUUUCUGUAGAGACUCCAAGAUUUUUUUUUUCAAUUUUUGCUUGACUCUUUGAUUCAAUAAAAGUUUUGUUAGAUCACGAUACUUAAUCUGUUUUCAGUAAAAUGUCUAGUCCUUGAUUAUGUCUAGGUUUUCCUUCAGCAAGCCCUGGAUAAGUUCCUUUGGCCCCAUUUCAUGCUUUCCUUUGUGUCAGAGAGCUUUCAUCCCACAGCAUUUUGAUUAGAAACCAUACCCCCUUAAACUCCCUUUCCUGAUAAAAUGGAAACACAAAUUUUUUAUAGCAACCUGAAUAUACAUAAAUAUACAGUGUUUUAAACAGUAUGUUUUGGGACAGAUACCUUAUUUUGCCAUUUCAAAUAAGAUAAGGUCACAUUCGUGGACUGCAGCUGUAGAUAUUCAAAACCUAAAUAAAAAUGCUCUCCUACAACACAUAGAGAAAUAUAAGAAAUGUAAACCAUAGUCCUUGCCCUCGUAGAGCAAGUUGAAAAAGCCGAGAGAUAAAGUAGAAUAACUUCUGAAGAAAAGCCACUGAGUUUGGUCAGGAAGAGGUAAUUAGUGAUCUUUGAAAAAUAACUUCAGAGAAAUACUAAGGUAUGAAGCUAAACUUUUUAGAAAAGGGCUGAGAAGGAAUGGUACAGGAGACUAUAAAUAAGAAAAGGAAAACUGGGCCAUGUCUUCAUAAACGAAUAGUAGAGAGAUGGACUGAUGAAUGGAACAGGGUACCUUUCUCCAGUCUAAGGGAGACUUACUUGACGAUGUUAAAAAUCUGCAAGAGGCAGAGUGAAUGAGACUGUAAGAAAUUUUCAGAAAUUAAAGGUUUUUGAGGGAAGCUCCAGAGAGGUAGGAAAGAAGAGAAACUUAAGCCUGGGGGAGAGACUGGCUUCAUGAAGAGUCAAGAAAUAUGUUUUAGAUUCAGAUCUGCUAUCCCAGCAGCCACCACUCCCCUAGGAUUUGCACCAGAAUCCAGCGUACCUUGUGUAUUGUAUGCAUAGACAAUAGAUCUCAACUGAUCUGAUUUUUUGUGUG
Diceros bicornis minor is the source of this 5708-nucleotide messenger RNA. It is a transcript of the gene ILDR1, whose product is annotated as immunoglobulin like domain containing receptor 1. Gene Ontology annotation, molecular function: high-density lipoprotein particle receptor activity. The coding region runs from base 115 to 1809 and encodes 564 amino acids. The transcript is spliced from 7 exons. NCBI's taxonomy places the organism in Eukaryota, Metazoa, Chordata, Mammalia, Perissodactyla, Rhinocerotidae. The record is from RefSeq and is a predicted model, not a curated record. Gene Ontology annotation, cellular component: plasma membrane.